Messenger RNA from Vitis vinifera (wine grape), 10615 nucleotides. RefSeq names its product BEACH domain-containing protein B. Gene Ontology annotation, molecular function: protein binding. The transcript is spliced from 41 exons. The record is from RefSeq and is a predicted model, not a curated record. Lineage: Eukaryota; Viridiplantae; Streptophyta; Magnoliopsida; Vitales; Vitaceae. The coding region runs from base 287 to 10081 and encodes 3264 amino acids.
AAUCUAAAAAAUCUUCUUUCUCUUCCAUCUCUUUCUUUUUUUUUCUGAGAUAGGUAAUAAAAAAUCAUUCAAGCAUUUUCUCUCUCUUCAGAAGCCAUUGAAGCUGGGAAGGGAAAUUCGAAACCUCAGAUCUCGCAUAAAAAACCCUAGAAUUUCGAUGGAGACACCAACCAUGUGAUCUGAUGAGAAUGUUGAGCUUGGCAAAAGUGAUGGGCUGGAGUGAUUACGUGUAUUUUAAUUGUUGGAUUCUGAGGUCUUGAUUUGUGAAUAACACUAGUGGUGAAGCAUGAACAUUGUCAAGGGCGUUGCCGACCUUAUCCGAAGGACAUCUGGUGGCCAAACUGGAGAGUCUACUUCGGGGCCCCAAGUGGAGAAAUUUUCUGCUCCCAGUCCGAAAAUCCGGUUCAGUGAAGUUGGUGAUGAGGCAAUUCUUUGUACACUCUGGGGGAGAUAUGAGAAUGCCAUUGACAAGGUGGAGAAGAGAAAGUUGUUAUUUGUUUUCCUCAAGCAAUUCUUAAUUGUAUACAAGAACUGGGAGCCUGUUGAUUCUGGCCAGUUUCUGGACACUGCUUCCUCUGCAGCUUCAACUGGGGAGUAUUCAUCACGAUUUGAUGAUAUAGUGGUUGGUUGCUCAGCUGGGCAUCCUGCUGAAAUUAUUUUGGUCCUAACCGAAGAGGUUGGACAAUUGACUGCUCUAGUCACAGAGUUAUCAGGGGCAUCCACCAGCUUCACUAUCACCUCGGAAGGGUUUCCUGUCUUGGAUGCUCUAAAAAUUGUUACUCGCUCAAUGCAUAAUUGUAGAGUUUUCGGCUACUAUGGUGGGAUUCAGAAGCUUACAACACUAAUGAAAGCGGCUGUUGUCCAACUCAAAACAGUUGCCAGUAUACUUUCUGCCGAUGAAAGUUUAUCAAAUUUUACCGUAGAGAAGACAGGAAUCUUGCAAAAAGUACUUGUAUAUGUGGUGUCAAUAAUAUGUAGUUUCAUCGAUUUACAUACAAAUACGUUGGAGAAGACUCAAUUGUACAGUAAUGCUGUGGAGUUUUCUGUUCCCAGAAAUGGUGCAUCCUCAAGUGAUCCUCCUAGUAGUUUGAAGGUUUCUAUUUGUGAAACAAGGCUACAGUGGCAUCAAAAGGCAGUUGUAUCUGUGAUGGAAGCUGGUGGUCUUAAUUGGUUAGUAGAACUGUUGCGUGUCAUCAGAAGAUUGAGUAUGAAAGAACAAUGGACAGAUACACCACUUCAGUAUGUGACUUUGAGAACACUCUAUUCCGCGCUCUCAGAGAAUCCUAGGGGACAAAAUCAUUUUAGAAGUAUUGGAGGUCUUGAAGUUCUAUUGGAUGGACUUGGACUUCCGCCGAAUAAUCCAUUAAUAUCUAAAAUUUCAUGUUGUUCUGACGAAGAAAGAGAUGAAAAUCCUUCUUUGGAUGUUUUUCGGCUCCAUAUUCUUUCUUUGGAAGUUCUUAGAGAGGCUGUCUUUGGGAAUUUGAACAACUUGCAGUUUCUAUGUGAAAAUGGUAGAGUUCAUAAAUUUGCAAAUAGCUUUUGCUUGCUUGCUUUCAUGGUUCAAGAGUACAAGCAACAGAGCAAGGAUGACUUUCAACUACCUGCUUUUGACUCUAUAAAUGAGAAUAAAGUAGAAAUUUGUAUCAGGAAGUCUUUUCUGCCACUUCCGGACAAUGCUUCUUAUUUGCAAUAUUGGAGUGAUUAUGCUGUCAAGUUGAACAGAGUUCUCUGUUCUUUCCUUCUUGCCGCAGAAGAAAAUAGAUCUCAUCAUGUCUUGUUAUCAACUGGUCGAAGUGCCAUGCCAGUCUCUUCGGUUUAUGGAGAACUUUCUAUAAAAUGGAUUAUGAGGGUUCUUCUUACAAUAUUCCCAUGCAUCAAGGCUUUUACGAACCAAAAUGAGCUGCCAAUUCAUUUAAGGAUCUUUGUCAAUACCCUGCAGAAUUCUGUUCUUCAUGCAUUCAGGACGAUUCUUGUUUCCUCACCAUUAUUGCUUGAGGUAUUUCGAGAAGAGGGAAUAUGGGACCUCAUCUUCUCUGAGAAUUUUUUCUAUUUUGGACCAGCGUCAGAAGGAUCUUCUAUCGAGUGUUGCACAUAUAAUGAGGGAUCUCUGAGUAAUUCUGAAAUAUAUGCCUCUAAUGACUGUCAAGGGAAGGCUGUUGGAGUUGAAAUCCUUCAAAUGGAAGUAAUUUCAUUUGUGGAAUUUGCAGCAACAUUUAGUGGGAGUGCACAUAACUUGCCUGAAUGUUCUGUUUUAUUAGAUGCCCUUGAACAAUCUUCUUGUAAUCCUGAGAUUGCUAGCAUUCUUGCGAAGAGUUUGCUUCGGAUAUUACAGCUUUCAUGUGAGAAAACUAUUGCUUCUUUCAAGACACUUGAUGCAAUAACCCGGGUGCUGAAAGUUGCUUGCAUUCAGGCCCAGGAAUAUGGAAGACCUGGAAAUAUAGGCCUCAAUGUUAAAAACAACAGUGUGGAAGUAGUUUCACCCCAAAGUUGUCAGAGAUUUGAUCCAUCUGAGAAGGCCCAAAGUUGUCUGAAAAGCAUGGAAGCAUCCAUGGAUCUCUUAAUGGAAUACAUCUCAAUAGCAGAUUCAGAUGAUGCAGAAAUUUUGGUUUUGCGUAGUUCCACAUGUGUUGACUGCUUGUUUGAUUUAUUCUGGGAAAAGACUUUCAGAAAUCGUGUGCUUAAUCUUAUUCUUGACCUAAUGAAGAUUGUACCAUUUUCUGAUGAAGAUCAGAGAGCGAAAUUGCGUCUAUGUUCUAAAUACCUAGAAACAUUUACUCAAAUAAAGGAGCGGGAAAAAAGUUUUGCAGAAUUGUCAAUUGAUCUGUUGGUUGGAAUGAGAGCUAUGCUGUUGACUGAUCAAGUGCACUAUCAGGAUUUGUUUCGUGAUGGAGAAUGCUUUUUGCAUGUUGUCUCUUUGUUAAAUGGAAACCUUGAUGAGGCAAAUGGAGAGAAGUUAGUUCUGAAUGUUCUGCAAACUCUUACCUGUUUGCUUGCAAGGAAUGAUGCCUCAAAGGCUGCAUUUAGAGCUCUUGUUGGCAAGGGCUAUCAGACUUUGCAAAGUCUAUUAUUGGAGUUUUGCCAAUGGCGGCCAAGUGAGGGGCUUCUAAAUGCACUGCUUGACAUGCUUGUAGAUGGAAAGUUUGAUAUAAAAGCAAGCCCUGUAAUUAAGAAUGAAGAUGUAAUUAUCCUUUAUUUGAGUAUUCUCCAGAAGAGCAGUGACUCAUCACGGCAUUAUGGGCUCAAUGUAUUUCAGCAACUGCUUAGAGACUCCAUUUCCAAUCGUGCUUCAUGUGUCAGAGCAGGAAUGCUUAAUUUUCUUCUUGACUGGUUUUCGCAAGAGGACAUGGAUAGUGUCAUUUUGAAAAUUGCUCAGUUAAUUCAGGUCACUGGUGGGCAUAGCAUAUCUGGGAAGGAUAUUCGCAAAAUCUUUGCUCUCCUACGAAGCAAGAAAAUUGGGACUCAGCAAAAGUACUGCUCAUUAUUGUUGACCAGCAUUUUAUCUAUGUUAAAUGAGAAAGGACCUACUGCCUUUUUUGAUCUCAAUGGGAGUGAUUCUGGGGUCAAGAUCACAACACCUGUCCAGUGGCCUCUCAAUAAGGGGUUCUCUUUUUCAUGUUGGCUCAGAGUAGAAAGCUUCCCUAGGAAUGGGACAAUGGGACUGUUUAGUUUUCUCACAGAAAAUGGAAGAGGAUGCUUGGCUGCACUUGCUAAGGACAAGCUGAUUUAUGAGUCUAUCAAUCAGAAGCGACAAUGUGUUUCACUGCAUGUCAACCUUGUCAGAAAGAAAUGGCAUUUUCUUUGUCUAACCCAUAGUAUUGGGAGAGCAUUUUCAGGGGGUAGCCAAUUGAGAUGUUACGUGGAUGGAAAUCUGGCAUCAUCUGAAAAAUGCAGAUAUCCAAAAAUCAGUGAAUUAUUGACAAGUUGCACAAUCGGCACAAAAAUAAAUCUGCCUCCAUAUGAAGAAGAGAAUGCUGUGUACUCCAUCAAGGAGUCAUCCCCUUUUCUUGGUCAGAUUGGUCCCAUUUAUAUGUUUAAUGAUGUUAUUACUUCUGAGCAAGUCCUGGGUAUCUAUUCCCUAGGACCUAGCUAUAUGUAUUCUUUCCUUGAUAAUGAAAUUGCAAGUUCUUAUGAUAACCCAUUGCCUAGUGGAAUACUUGAUGCUAAAGACGGCCUUGCAUCUAAAAUUAUCUUUGGACUUAAUGCACAGGCAAGUGAUGGCCGGACUCUGUUUAACGUUUCCCCACUCCUGGAUCAUGCACUGGAUAAAAAUUCAUUUGAAGCAACAGUGAUGCUAGGCACACAGUUAUGUUCACGGCGAUUACUGCAGCAGAUAAUUUACUGUGUUGGGGGUGUUUCCGUGUUUUUCCCUCUCUUUUCCCAGUCUGAUAGGUAUGAAAAUGUUGAAAGUGGAAAAUUGGAGCAUACAUUGCUUACACCUAUCACAAAAGAGCGUCUAACUGCUGAAGUCAUUGAGCUUAUAGCUUCUGUCUUAGACGAGAAUUCAGCAAACCAACACCAGAUGCAUCUUCUUUCUGGGUUUUCAAUUCUUGGAUUUUUAUUACAAUCAGUUCCUCCUGUGCAACUUAAUUUGGAGACGCUCUCAGCUUUGAAACACAUGUUUAAUGUUGUUGCAAGCUGUGGCUUGUCAGAGCUGCUUGUGAAAGAUGCUAUAUCUAGUGUUUUCCUUAAUCCUCUUAUCUGGGUGUACACAGUUUACAAGGUGCAACGUGAACUGUACAUGUUUCUCAUCCAGCAAUUUGAUAAUGACCCAAGGUUGCUUAAGAGCCUGUGUCGGCUCCCACGUGUUAUUGAUAUAAUUCGCCAAUUUUACUGGGGAAAUGCAAAAUCUCGAUCUGCUAUAGGAAGCAAGCCUCUUUUGCAUCCCAUUACGAAACAAGUUAUUGGAGAGAGACCCAGUAAAGAAGAAAUACGUAAAAUUCGUCUUCUUUUAUUAAGCCUUGGUGAAAUGAGUGUCAGGCAGAAUAUUGCAGCAUCAGAUAUAAAAGCCCUUGUAGCAUUCUUCGAGACGAGUCAGGAUAUGGCAUGCAUUGAGGAUGUUCUGCAUAUGGUUAUUCGUGCUGUUUCUCAAAAAUCAUUGCUUGCUUCUUUUCUGGAACAAGUCAAUUUGAUAGGGGGUUGUCACAUAUUUGUCAAUCUUCUUCAGAGGGAGUUUGAGCCUGUCAGAUUGCUUGGCUUGCAGUUCCUGGGAAGACUUUUGGUUGGUCUUCCAUCUGAGAAGAAGGGACCAAAAUUUUUCAACCUUGCAGUUGGAAGAUCCAGAUCCGCCUCAGAAAGUCAAAGAAAAAUCAGUUUAAGGAUGCAACCAAUUUUCUUUGCCAUGUCUGAUAGGUUGUUCAGAUUUUCACUGACAGAUAAUUUGUGUGCCACCUUGUUUGAUGUUCUUCUUGGUGGUGCUAGCCCUAAACAGGUGCUACAGAAACAUAGCCAUGUUGACAAGCAUAGAAGCAAAGCAAGUAGCUCCCACUUCUUCCUUCCUCAGAUCUUGGUUCUCAUUUUUAGAUUCUUGUCUGGUUGUGGAGAUGCAUCAGCAAGAUUGAAAAUAAUGACUGACCUACUUGAUCUUCUUGACUCAAAUCCUUCAAAUAUUGAAGCUUUAAUGGAAUAUGCGUGGAAUGCAUGGUUAACAGCAUCUAUGAGGUUAGACGUGUUGAAAAUCUACAAAGUUGAAUCACGAAUUCAAAGUGACACAGAAAUAAACGAGCAAAAUCUUGUGAGGAACUUAUUCUGUGUUGUUCUUUGUCACUACACACUCUCUGUAAAAGGUGGCUGGCAACAUUUAGAAGAGACAGUGAAUGUCCUAGUAAUGAAUUGUGAAGAAGGUGGCAUGUCAUAUCAAUACUUGCUUCGUGAUAUAUAUGAAGACUUAAUACAGAGGCUGGUGGACAUAUCUUCCGAUGACAAUAUUUUUGUUUCACAGCCAUGUCGAGACAAUACGUUAUACCUUCUAAGACUGGUUGAUGAGAUGCUUAUUUCUGAACUCGACAUUAAACUUCCGCUUCCUGCAAGUAGCUCAGAUUUUUCUCUUGAUUCCUUGGAUUUAGAAAGUCUAAAAGAUCUGGUUUCCUCUUCAUUUGAGGCCUUGCAUGGAGAAUCUGAUGACCUACUGUCCAGUUCUAGAAAUCCACGGGUUCACAAGAAGCCUAUCUCAAAUGAAAAAGAAAUAAUCGAUGACAAGUGGUGGAGUAUAUAUGACAAUUUGUGGAUUAUUAUUAGUGAGAUGAAUGGCAAGGGACCAAGCAAAUUAUUACCCAAAUCUUCGUCAACCGUGGGGCCAUCUUUUGGCCAAAGGGCACGUGGCUUAGUAGAAUCAUUGAAUAUACCUGCUGCAGAAAUGGCAGCAGUUGUUGUAUCAGGAGGGAUUGGCAAUGCCUUGGGUGGAAAACCAAAUAAAAAUGUUGAUAAGGCUAUGCUAUUAAGAGGUGAGAAGUGCCCAAGAAUUGUUUUUCGACUCAUGAUUCUAUAUCUCUGUAGAUCUUCUCUAGAAAGAGCAUCGCGAUGUGUCCAACAGUUCAUUCCACUUCUGUCUUGUCUUCUUGCUGCUGAUGAUGAGCAUAGCAAGAGCAGAUUGCAGCUUUUCAUCUGGGCUUUGGUGGCUGUCAGGUCACAGUAUGGAAUGCUAAAUGAUGGUGCUCGUUUCCAUGUCAUAUCACACUUGAUUCGAGAAACAGUCAACUGCGGAAAGUCAAUGCUAGCCACCAGCAUUGUAAGCAGAGAAGAUCCUUCAGAUUCAGGCAGCAAUCCAAAAGAAACAGGCACUAUUCAGAAUCUAAUUCAAAAGGAUCGAGUGCUUGGUGCGGUUUCUGAUGAGGCAAAAUAUAUAAAGACUUGCAAAAGUGAACGCAGAAGACAGUUGCAUGAGCUCCACACUAGGCUGGAUGAAAAUUCGUCCACAGAAUCUAGCCACAAUAAAGCUUUUGAAGAUGAAAUACAGAGUAGCCUAAGCACCAUUCUGGCUUCAGAUGACAGUAGAAGAGCUGUAUACCAGCUUGCUCAUGAUGAGGAGCAGCAAAAUGUGGCUGAAAAAUGGAUGCACUUGUUUCGCACUUUGAUUGAUGAGAGAGGUCCAUGGUCUGCUAAUCCUUUUCCAAAUAGUGCUGUAAGACAUUGGAAACUUGAUAAGACGGAAGAUGCAUGGCGGCGCAGACUGAAAUUAAGACAGAAUUACCAUUUUGAUGAAAGGCUUUGUCAUCCUCCAUCCACUUCCCCAAGCAAAGAAGCUACUGUUCCUAUUAAUGAAAACAAAUCUGGUUUAGGGCGACAUAUUCCAGAGCAAAUGAAGCAGUUUCUACUGAAAGGGGUGCAUAGGAUAACUGAUGAGGGGACCUCAGAAACCAAUGAAAAUGAUGCUGACCUAGGUGGACAAAAGGCCUCUGUCUCAGUGGAUCUUUCAGAGAGUCAGCACCCUGAACUGGUAAAAGACAGCAGUGAUCAGAAGGAUGCUCAAGAUAGAAAAGAUUCUUCUUCCUCUCCACCAGAGACAGAAGCUAGUGAGGUUCUUAUGUCUGUUGCAUGUGUACUUGUAACACCGAAGCGAAAAUUAGCUGGAUAUUUAGCAGUCAUGAAAAAUUUCUUGCAUUUCUUUGGUGAAUUUUCGGUGGAAGGAACUGGAGGAUCAUCUGUUUUUAAGAACUUGAAUACUUCAAGCAAUUCUGACCUGACCAAGCCUGAUCAAUUGGGAGGAGUUCAAAAGCAGAGGUUUCAUAAAUGGCCCAUAAAUUCUGAUUUUGAAUCUGAAAAAGGGAUCAUUAGUAUAGAUGCAAUUCAUGAAAACAGGCUCCAAAAACAGCCAAAAAAUAUGAAGCGCCAUCGAAGAUGGAAUAUUGUCAAGAUAAAAUCUGUUCAUUGGACUCGAUAUUUGCUUAGAUACACUGCUAUAGAGAUCUUCUUCAAUGAUUCAGUUGCACCCAUAUUUUUUAAUUUUGCUUCACAAAAGGAUGCAAAAGAUGUUGGAACAUUGAUAGUUGCCACCAGGAAUGACUCUAUGUUUCCAAAAGGGAGUAACAGGGACAAGAAUGGAGCUAUUUCCUUUGUUGAUAGACGUGUAGCACUGGAAAUGGCAGAAACUGCCAGAGAAAGUUGGAAAAGAAGGGAAAUGACAAACUUCGAAUAUCUGAUGAUUCUCAACACUCUUGCAGGAAGAUCUUAUAAUGAUUUAACCCAAUAUCCGGUCUUUCCUUGGGUAUUGGCUGAUUAUUCCUCAGAGAUUCUAGAUUUUAACAAAUCAUCAACCUUUCGUGAUCUUUCAAAGCCUGUUGGAGCACUGGACUUGAAACGGUUUGAGGUUUUUGAGGAUAGAUACCGUAACUUCUGUGAUCCUGAUAUCCCCAGUUUCUACUAUGGAUCUCAUUACUCAAGCAUGGGGAUUGUGCUUUUUUACCUGCUUAGAUUAGAGCCAUUCACAGCUCUUCACCGUAAUUUGCAGGGUGGUAAGUUUGACCAUGCAGAUCGUCUUUUUCAAAGCAUUGAGGCCACAUAUCGGAACUGCCUUUCUAAUACAAGUGAUGUGAAGGAGUUAAUACCUGAAUUCUUCUACAUGCCUGAGUUUCUUGUUAAUUCAAACUCUUAUCAUCUUGGAGUAAAACAGGAUGGUGGACCUAUAGGUGAUAUCUGCCUCCCCCCUUGGGCCAAGGGCUCGCCUGAAGAAUUUAUAAAUCGAAACCGGGAGGCUCUUGAAAGUGAAUAUGUUAGCUCAAAUCUUCACCACUGGAUUGAUUUGGUAUUUGGUUACAAGCAACGUGGAAAACCAGCAGUUGAGGCAGCAAAUAUUUUUUACUAUUUAACUUAUGAAGGUGCUGUGGAGCUAGAAACCAUGGAAGAUGAUUUGCAAAGAUCAGCCAUCGAAGACCAGAUUGCAAAUUUUGGCCAGACGCCUAUCCAGAUUUUUCGUAAAAAGCACCCUAGAAGAGGACCACCAAUACCUAUUGCUCAUCCUUUAUACUUCGCUCCUGGUUCUAUUAAUUUGACUUCUAUUGUCUCUAGUACAAGUUCUCCAACAUCAGCUGUAUUAUACGUUGGUAUAUUGGACUCAAACAUUGUCCUUGUCAACCAGGGGCUCACCAUGUCAGUUAAGAUGUGGUUGACAACCCAGCUUCAAUCCGGUGGAAAUUUUACCUUCUCUGGGUCACAGGAUCCUUUUUUUGGGAUUGGUUCUGACAUCCUUUCUUCUCGAAAAAUUGGAAGUCCUUUGGCUGAAUAUAUUGAACUCGGAGCGCAAUGCUUUGCAAUAAUGCAGACACCAUCUGAAAAUUUUUUAAUUUCAUGUGGCAAUUGGGAAAAUAGCUUCCAGGUCAUAUCCCUAAAUGAUGGAAGAAUGGUGCAGAGCAUCCGACAGCAUAAAGAUGUUGUUAGCUGUGUUGCAGUCACAUCUGAUGGACGUAUCCUUGCAACUGGAAGCUAUGACACAACAGUCAUGGUAUGGGCGGUUUCUCGUGUCAGAGGCUCGGAGAAAAGAGUUAAAACUACACAAGCGGAGCUACCCCGUAAAGACUAUGUGAUUGUUGAAACUCCUUUUCAUAUACUCUGUGGGCAUGAUGAUAUAAUUACAUGCUUAUUUGUUAGUGUGGAGCUGGAUAUAGUUAUCAGUGGAUCAAAAGAUGGAACCUGUGUUUUUCAUACCUUGAGGGAGGGGAGAUAUGUAAGAUCUCUUCGCCAUCCAUCUGGAAGUGCAUUGUCAAAGCUUGUUGCAUCUCGGCAUGGACGGAUUGUGCUUUAUUCUGAUGAUGAUCUCAGUUUGCACCUGUACUCUAUUAACGGAAAACACAUUGCCACUUCUGAAUCCAAUGGUCGCCUCAACUGUGUUCAGCUAAGUGGUUGCGGUGAGUUUUUGGCUUGUGCUGGUGACCAAGGGCAGAUAAUCGUGCGUUCGAUGAACUCACUUGAGGUUGUGAAAAGGUAUAAUGGAAUUGGAAAGAUAAUAACAUCUCUAACAGUAACCCCAGAAGAAUGCUUCCUAGCUGGGACCAAGGAUGGAAGUCUUCUUGUGUACUCCAUAGAAAAUCCCCAACUUCAAAAAGCUAGCCUUCCUCGAAACCUGAAAUCCAAAGUUUCUGCAACUGGAUAGAUCCACGGUUAUGGACUGCUAUGAUGUGUUUAUGAUUUUUGCUCUAAGGAGUCUCUCUGCUCAAAUGCAGAAAGCAUCCAUCACUGAGUGGAGAUCUUCAGACCCCCAAAUUUCUCCCUUGGGGAAUUAUCUCUUUUAAAUGUUUCAUGUAUGAAGACAAUAAAGAGAUUCACAGUUGUAUCGGCAUUUUGCUUCAACUAGAUGGAAGCGUCUUCCGCUUCAUCAGCAACAUACAUACAUCUCAAAUGGUUUGCAAGAUGCUACUUGUACUCAUAAACUCAUGCAAAAGGUGGGCAGAUGCUACAUUCUAUUAAACCGUCUCAUCUACCUUGAGGAGGCUAGUUGUGGUCAGAAUCGGAUGCUAACACAUUCAUGUACACUAUAUUCUUACAGGCGGGUAUAUCAGAAACAUUAUGUAACCAAUAGUGAUAUUUCAGAUUUUUAUUUUCUUUCUGCAACAGCGAGUGUAUUAAAAACUUUGUACAGAUAGGCUUCAGGCCUUGUCCUAAAGUAAAUGGAAUUUUGUUAAUCCAA